Molecule: messenger RNA, 930 nt
Organism: Aspergillus pseudonomiae
Lineage: Eukaryota; Fungi; Ascomycota; Eurotiomycetes; Eurotiales; Aspergillaceae
Exons: 1
Coding region: 1-930 (309 amino acids)
Source: RefSeq, a predicted model, not a curated record
AUGUUGCAAACACAACUACCAGCGGCCCCGAUACGCGCUGGACCCCCAUCGCAGACUGUCGAAACGGAUCUGCCACCAGCCAGACCAACAGCGCCGGAUCCAUCACAUCGAUUUUACAGAUCGAUGGACAGCGUCAGCCGAGCCGACUCACCAAACCCCACAGAACCAGUAUCGACAAACGAAGACGAAUCCCAAGCCUCCAUCGAAGACACCAGAAGAGGAGCCCUACACACCCUCUCACUCUGCCAAAGUGUCAUCACGACGCUUGAACUCACCCGCCUCCGCAAGUCCCGAACAGGCGUCUUCUACUGGCUCGCCUUUUGGGAGCGACUCUAUCCACGGGCCUUCGCACGCUCCCUUGGCUCACGAGUCAAUGCCGCCCUCACCAAAGUCGACAUCCUAUUCCGCACCGUAGCAAACGAACUCCACCAGCUCACCCUGCGAAUGGAGUACGCCAUCGCGCACGCCCCGACUGAGAAAGACAUUCUGCUUAUACUGGAACAAAUGGAAGACGAAGUCGGCGUGCGACGCAGACGCAGACGCAAGAAGGCGCAAGCCAUCUUGAACAAAAUGCGCGUGCAUAUCGAGGGCAUCCCGGUCAAGGUGAGCGAUGAGCUCUUCGAUGACAUGAAGCGGGGUGUGUUUGCUUUAGACGUCUUCUGCGACUAUCAUCCUGGAGAUCCGGUGGCGGAGGAGCACGAGACCAUGUGGCCUGAGUAUUUUGUUCAGCAGUCGGGUAUGGGCAUGGUUGCUGUCUCGCCUUAUCUUUAUCGCCAGUGGCAGCAAGAGGCGGCAUCGGCAGCGUCGGGGUCCUAUAUGCCUUUGACGAGUUAUACAGGGAAUAAUGCUGAGGUUGAGUAUCUAGAGGAAGAAUAUCAUGGGGCUGACAAUUGGAGGCCUGAUGGUAGUCGGUCGGCGAGGCGUUGGUGA